GCUGCGGUUUGAGCCAAUCAGAGCGCGUUUCUUUUGUGGAGGGAGGUGCUUUCAUUGGUCCGCGCUACAUCGGCGUUAGAAAGAUUUAGUGCGUCAUUGUUGUUACGAAGGGGGAGUAAGACAGGAACAGGUCGGCAUCCGUUAGGAAAGAGAGAACUGUUCAUCUCCACUUGUUGUAGAUAGAUAAUGGAGCCAGAAAACGACCCGCAGGAAGAGGAGACCUACAGCAACAAAGAUAGUAAUGGUAAGCGUUCUGCUGAGGAUACUGAGGAGGACAAGCCCCAUAAGCGAUCACGAAAUUCUGAUGACAUGGUGGAGCUCAGAAUUCUGCUACAGAGCAAAAAUGCCGGAGCGGUGAUUGGAAAGGGUGGGAAGAAUAUUAAAGCUCUGCGCACAGAUUACAAUGCCACUGUGUCAGUCCCAGACAGCAGUGGGCCCGAGCGAAUCCUAAGCAUCAGUGCCGAUAUUCCCACUGUAGCUGAGAUACUGCUGAAGAUCAUACCUACUCUAGAAGAGUAUCAACAUCAUAAGGGCGUGGACUUUGACUGUGAACUGAGGCUUCUCAUCCAUCAGAGUCUAGCUGGAAGCAUCAUUGGCGUGAAGGGUGCCAAGAUUAAGGAACUUCGUGAAAGCACCCAGACCACCAUCAAACUCUUUCAGGAGUGCUGUCCUCAGUCCACUGACCGCGUGGUGCUAGUGGGGGGCAAAGCAGAGCGGGUGGUGCAGUGCAUUAGGACCAUGCUAGAGCUCAUUGUGGAGGCUCCCAUUAAAGGACGAGCUCAGCAGUACGACCCUAACUUUUACGACGAGACCUACGACUAUGGUGGCUUCAGCAGUACGUAUGAAGAGCGGGGCCGUCGGCCCAUGGGAGGCUUCUCUUCGCGGGGGCGUGGCAGCGGAGGUGGCUUUGAUCGAAUGCCCCCCAGUGGAGGACGUGGUGGCCACCACAUGCAGAACAGGAGAGACUAUGAUGACAUGAGCCCACGCAGGGGCCCCCCCUAUCCCAGAGAGGGGGGGAGAGGAGGGGGUCGUCCCCCGCGAAACAUGCCCAUGGGACCCCCACACCACAGGAGAGGUCUGGACAAGUCAACGCUAGUAGCUGAAAGUCAGAGCCAGUCUGCAGGUUUUGGGCAGUCGGAGUUGACCGUCACAGAAAAUCGUAUAGUUGAUGACCAGUACUCCUACAGCUCCCAGCGUGGCCACAUGGAAGAAAGGCGGCAUGGGGAAAGACGAGGGCGCAGUGAUCGUUAUGGAGGCAGCAUGAAUGAUGGAUAUGGGUCGCUGAAAAGGACAAAUGCAGAUGUUUCUUCAUCUACAAACAAUAAUUCAUCUUGGGAUUCCUCCUAUCAGUCUGGUGGAAGAAGUAGUUACAGUGAAGGUCCUGUGAUCACCACACAAGUGACUAUUCCUAAAGAUCUGGCCGGAUCGAUCAUCGGUAAAGGGGGUCAGAGGAUCAAGCAGAUUCGUCAUGAGUCCGGAGCAUCAAUCAAAAUCGACGAGCCCCUACAGGGUUCUGAGGACCGCAUCAUCACCAUCACAGGAACCCAAGACCAGAUCCAGAACGCUCAGUACCUGUUACAGAACAGCGCUCUACACCUCUUGGGACGCCAGAACUAACCAGCCCUUGUUUCUCAGGAUAUCCAUCCAACUGAAGCUCAAGUCCUCGUCACCGCGUGAUGGCCUGACACAUGACGCGUCCUUGUCUGUCACCUUUAUAGGAAUCCCUCAUAGAAUCGUACAAGCCCGAGCCCUCUGGUUGUCCUUGAUUGUGGAUUUUGUGGGAUUGUUCUUUCUUUUGGUUGUUUUUAUAAAUAUUAAUUUUAUAUGGGCCAACUAUCACUUCACACAAAUCUUGAAUGAGCAGAUAGCUGCUUCUCAACAGGACGUUGUUGUUGAUUUUUUUUUUUUUUUUUUUCUUCUUUUUUUUCUUUUUCCCUUUUGGAGUGAAUGUUUUAUUAGUUAGGAAAAUUUCCAAAAGCUUGAUCCGGAAUGUACACAUUCAACCCCCCCUUCUUUUUUUAUUAUUAUUUUUUAAACACCCCUGAGUGUUCUAAAACUGCAUUUGAUAGAGAAUAAAAUGUAAAUAUCCAGUGAUACUAUGGAAAAUGAUUACUAUGGACAUAUGAAUAUAUCCUUUACACUCUGUUUCAUUCAUGUGAUGUUUUUCCUCAGCAAAAAUACAGAUAUUUUCACCAGGUACUGAAAGCUUGCAGUACUUUUUUUGUAUGUCUUUUCUCCUGUCUGUUGCUGGGUUUUUAAAAUCUAGUGUUUUAAAAAAAAUUACUCUACCUCUGGAAUUUUUUGUAGGCCUGCCAUCCUAAAGAAGGCUCAUAAUCAUUGUGCAUUUUUCUUUUUAAGAAGAAAAAACAAGUGGAUUUGAAGUUUUAGACUAUAUUUGUGUCGGAGCAGGACAAUAAUUCUCACUCUCCCUGUCUUUUAUUUUUCUUAUCUUUAUUUUUUUACUCAAAUUUUCUCUGAAGUUCUUCAACCAGGCACAUUUGUAGAGUUUGUCAUUUGUCUGAAAUAAAGGAAUUGCCAUUUUUUUCA
Messenger RNA from Megalobrama amblycephala (Wuchang bream), 2547 nucleotides. It is a transcript of the gene hnrnpk, whose product is annotated as heterogeneous nuclear ribonucleoprotein K. Gene Ontology annotation, cellular component: nucleus; cytoplasm. Gene Ontology annotation, molecular function: mRNA binding. NCBI's taxonomy places the organism in Eukaryota, Metazoa, Chordata, Actinopteri, Cypriniformes, Xenocyprididae. Gene Ontology annotation, biological process: regulation of mRNA splicing, via spliceosome; regulation of transcription by RNA polymerase II. The record is from RefSeq and is a predicted model, not a curated record.